UUUGGUGGAGUGUGCUGAGGCGGAUGUGUUAAACUGUUUUCCUCAUGAAUAUACUUUUUUUAUUCCCGCGGUUCUGUCUCUGUUUGUAGCGAAGGAGACGUUUAACUCAGCACUCAGGAGGGGCGGCGUGUGUUUCGUGGGGAGGUUAAGACGAAGGCCAUGGUGGUGAACAUUCUCAAGUCACGCAGCUUGGCCCUGCUCUACCCCAACGCUGCUGCUGCUGCUGCUGCCACUGCUGCCACUACUGGUGAUGAUGUUGAUGCCGUCAUGGUGAGAGUGGGGGGCAGGUGUCCCAGCGAGGAGCCUUAGUCAAGAGCCUAACAUGCAGAGGGCUGUGUCGGCCCCAUGCGUCCCAUGGGUGUGAUCACGUGUGCAGCCCCCAUGAACACCUCCGGCAAUGACACUUACCUUCACAAGAAGUUCAAGCGUGCCCCCAUCGAGGCGUCUGAAGCCCUCGACCACCAGCACCUCCACCCCAGCCUUCAGAAUGAGGCCCCGGUGGGCCUCGUCAAGGCCGCCUCCCCUUGCGUAGAGGCGGCCCUCACCCCCACCAAUGGCUUGCUGGCUGCCCCGCUGGCCUCCACCCCUGCAGCGGCCCUCAGCCCAGCAGCCCCCGAGGGGGAGGAGGCCCGGCGGAGGAAUGGCCGGGGCGGCAAGUACAAGUGUGAGUACUGCGGCAUGGGCUGCGCUAAGCCCUCAGUGCUGGACAAGCACAAGCGCACCCACACCAACGAGCGGCCGUACAGCUGCAACCAGUGCAGCACCGCCUUCAAGACCAAGAGCAACUACCUGAAGCACACACGCUCGCGCUCCCACGCCCAGCGUUGCGACGGCCCCGACGGCAGCGAUGGUGCCGCUGAGUCCGGCGACAACGGGGAUGGGGAGGAGGCCGGCCACUGCCCCACCCCCCCACACUGCCUGCCUGCUGACCUCUCCCUGGCCAGGAACCAUAUCCCGCCAAGCUCCACCCCGACCUCCCGGGGCCCCCAGGAGUCCCUCAAGGACCAGGGGGCCUCCAUAUACAAGCCCAAGUUUAGGGUGCGGCAGUCCUUCUCCCCUGGGCUUGGUGAGACAUCCCCACCUAGGACGGAGCAGCAGGCCAUCCCCCCAGGGGACCCCCAUGAUGGACACACCUCCAUCACCUCAACAUAUCAUGCUGCUGCCUCUGCCCUGGGCCACCCUGGUGCUCAGCCUGGCCAGCCUGGCCUUCCCCGCCACUGCCGGCCCCCUCAGGAGGUGCGUGUCGCUCCCAGGAAGGAAGACGUGUCCCUUCCCGGCCCCUGCAGCUCCGCUGCCCCUCUUAAGAGUGUCUCCUUGUGGGGCAUGAAGUCCCCUAGCCCAGAGCUGGUGGGGCAGCACAUCAACAAGCUCAUCGUGGAGAAUGAAGCCAUCAUAGAGACCCACAACCCUUUGUGGCCCCGACACAAGAGGCAGCCCUACAAGAGGCAGCCCAGCCUGGGCUCCUCCUCCAGCGAGAGCGACGGCUCCAGCGGCAGCAAAAGCCGGCGGGGCAGCCUGGCCGACCCCAGCACCAAGAGUUCAAAGGGCGGAGUGUCCGCCCCCGCCCUGCAGGGCCAGCUCAGGGAGAGGAGUCUUUCCCUCACCUCCGAGGCCGUCUUGGCCGAGCCCCGGUGUUCGUACAGCCCCUGUCUUCCACCCGCCACCCCCCACCUGCCUCUUGCUCAGCCCGUGGUCAGUGCUUCCAAACCUUCCAUAUCAUUGCCAGGACUCACUACCUCUUACUCUCAGUCGCCGCCGCCGCCGACCCUCCUUGAGUCUGGCCUCUACGACACCUCCAGGAAGAGGUGUGUGUCCGAGGGGCCCAACAUCCCCAGGGACCUCACCAAGGGACGGCCCGCCCGGCCCCCGGAGGACCAAGCAGACCUGCUGAGGCAGCAGCACCCCCGCAACCCUGAGGGCUCUGUUAUCAAGAACCUGCUGCUGGGAUCCCAGGGGCCCCUGGAUCAGCGUGGCCGGUUUCUGGCCCAUGGUGAGGCGGGGCCCAUCCUCUGCCCCAGGUGUAGGAUUCCCUGCAGGAGCCUUGAGGACUUGGAUAUGCACAUACGCCACUUCUGUAGCCAGCGUCCCGCCCUAGGGGUGGAGCGCAGCACCCCAGACCUGGUCAAGAAUGGGGAGGGUGGGCGGUGGGCGGGGGAGCAGGAUGUGGCCCUGGACCUCCAAAAAAAGCCGGAGCCCAUGGAUGCCGAGCGGUCCUCCUCUCGGGGCUCCAUCAGGAUGGAGGAUCACCCUCAGGAGUCCCACCUCCAGCAGCACUCCCCCAAGGUGUAUCGCAGCAGGUCAGCCCCCGAGGGUGCAUCUCCGCCUGUCAAGAAGAGGAAGACCUCAGCCUCCGACGAGCGGCCCCUUCCCUUCCCCCCCAAAGGCCUGGAGGGCACCAAGCUCAACAACCACCAGCUGUUUGGCGGCGAGGUGCAGAUCUGUGACGGCCAUGAGCGCAAAACUCUGAGGAUAGACCCCGGCCAGCCGGCCAGCCCCGCCCUGGACAUCUGCAUCCCCCCCCAGCAGCUGGGUGCCCCUGGCCUGGCCAAGGCAGAGACCUCGGUGCCCACGUCCGUGGUGGUGACCAUUGCCAAGUCCAGCCUCCACUCUGGGGGCACCAUGGUGCAGGUGGAGAGUCAACUGAGCACCACCACUAAGACCACCCCCAGCCUCACCUCAGCUGCCCCCUGCCUAGAACAGCCCCCCACCCCCAUAGCCAAGGUGCCCCCUGCCACCUCCCUCUAUGCCGCCGAGGCCGGCCAGUUCCCGUCCUUCCCUGGCUUCAUGGAGUUUGCUCCCCACCUGCAACUCCCUAACCUGGCCAUCCCCGGCAUCCCCACCCCUGACCUGGCCAGCCUCUCCUUCACCUCCUACUGCCCCCGUGUGCCCAAUCCUGCCCUGCUGCACACCCAGGGUGCCGGGCCCCACUCCAUGCUCAACAACCACAAGCAGGCCCUGGCCAGGUCCCCGGUGGGCCCCCCCAGAGUCUCACCCACCCCUCCCUUCCUGGGGGGCCAAGCCCCAGCAUCCUCUGGGGUCAUCCACAGCAGCAGCGGUGGCCGCACCAUUGGUGGUGAGCCGGGGCCGGGGGCAGGGCUCUCCCAGGCCCGGGACAAGGAGAAGGAGGCCCUCAUGGCCAAGGGGCUGAUCAGGGCCUCAGGCCAAGGCUUCCCCACACUCAUACCCUUUGGGGAUACCAAGGUGCCACAUGUGCCGGGCAUCCCUGGGCCAUACUCGCAGUCCAACCUGGUGUGCCCCAUGCCCGGUGCUGGCCAGAGGCGCCCGCCGGCUGUCUUCACCCUCCCCUCGCAGACCUCCACCACCUUCAGCACCUCCAUCACCUCCGUCCAAGCCAGCUCCCCGAGGGAGCCUGGCCUGGUCGUGCCCAGGCAGCGCGAGCCCCCUAGGAGCCCGGGGCGGGAACACAGCCUUGUCGCUGGGGGCACCAUCAGGCUGCCCCAGCGCCUCUCCCCCAAGGACCUCCUCAUCCCCCGGCCCCGGCCCUCCAUUGCCUCCCCCAGAGUGCCGGACCUAAAGCCCAUCACCCCAGAGGCCAAGCCUUACCUGCCCCCAUCAGAGAACAAGCCCCCUGAGAAGGCUGCUGUCUCCCCUGAGUCACGGGAGUCAGCCAGCCCUGCCAAGAGUGACUCAGCGGACCAGGAGGAGUUUUUGCCCCCCAGGAAACGUCCAAACUUCCUGGACAUCAAGCCGCAGCCCUUCACCCCCAAGUCCUCGCUGGCCCUGAUCGGCACCACGCUGGUCAGCCCCGACACUCCGCGGCCCAAGAAGAGCUGCGUCCAGAUGUUCCUCAACGGCUCGGCCUACACCUACCUGGGCCACAAGGUGUCCACCAAGUCCUACUUCUGCUGCAUCUACCGGCCGCAGCCCAUGUUUGUACUGCAGUCCACCGACUCCAAGCUGUCCAUGUACUCCAACUGGCAGAGCAAGCCCGCCAAGGAGCACCCCUUCAAGCUGGAGCCCUAUUCCGCCAUGAGCCUGUACCAGUCCUGCAAGCGUGACCGCACCUACACCGUGGCCCGGCCCAAGGAGCUCCACCUCAUCCAAACCCACUCCUCCUACUGGGCCUUCAAGCAGCAGAAGGAGAAGCACAAGGAGGAGGACGAGGUGGGUCCAGGGGACAAAGAGGCCCUUGAGGUGAAGAGUGAGGACCUGGGCGGCGGCGGUGUGGCCAAGGCCCUUGAAGUCAGCAUGGGGGACGGCACCAGCGUGGUCAUAAAACGCGAGGCUGAGGACACUGGCGGGGAAUGUCCCGGCCGCAGCAGUGACGACAGCGAGGGGGCCGAGGGUGGUGGUGGCAGUGGCACCAAGCGUAUCAAGAUCUUUGAGGGCGGCUUCAAGAGCACGGAGGAUUACACCUAUGUGCGUGGCCGGGGCCGCGGCCGCUACGUGUGUGGCACCUGCGGCAUCCGCUGUAAGAAGCCGUCCAUGCUGAGGAAACACUGCCGCACCCACACCGACCUCAGACCCUACGCCUGCACCCACUGCUCCUUCAGCUUCAAGACCAAAGGCAACCUGACCAAGCACCUGCGCUCCAAGGCACACUACAAGCGCUGUGUGGAGAUGGGCGUGGUGCCGGUGCCGACGGUGGUGGACGAGAGCCACGUCAACGAGGCGGCCCUGGCACUGCAGGGUAAGCUGGAGCGGGAGAGGAAGCCAGACGGACUGGACGGGGAGGAUGAUGAUGAAGAUGACGAUGAUGAUGAGGAGGAGGAUGGUGAUGACGAUGACGAGGAUGAGGAUGAUGAGAUAGGGAUGGACAGCAACCAGUUCCAGGAUGCUGCCAAGGAGCGCCUCAGGCUGGGAGUGUCAGCACCUGGCACCCCCUUAGUCAGCACCCUCGGCACAGGCACCGCUCGGCCUGGCGAGAGUGUCGGUGCCACGCCGCCCAGGUCUGGGGUGUUGGUGAUGCAGCAUGGGCCUCUCCCCUGCCCUCCCUCCACCUCCUUACCCCAUUCCUCUUCUCUUGUCACCUCAUCUUUGUCCCUACCAUCCACUGCAUCCUCCAACUCCUCCACCAACACUACAGCUGCCAUCAUCACCACCACCACCAGCACCACUUCCUCCUCUUCUGCAUCAUCCAUCUCCUCUCCUUCUUCCUCCUCCUCCUCCUCCUCUUCCUGCAGCCCUCCUUCCCGUGGUGACUCCACCAGAGACUGCCCCAUGGACCUCAGUGUGCGGCGGGGUGGCGGUGGCGGGGGGGACAAAGGUGCCCUGCGGCGACCCAGCUUCCUGCCUGUUCUGAGUCGGCCGUCAGUGCUGGAGCUGUCCAGCAUGGCCGCCUCCCCCUCCACUCCAUCCACCCCAAUCCGUGAGCACCCCUCAGAGAUCCUGUCUCCUGUCACAGAGACCUCCAGCCUCCUCAAGUCCAUCUACCAGACCACAGAGCGUGCCGCCCAGGCCUCCUGCGUGGUGUUGGACCCCAGCGGCGAGAAUGGCAGCAGCCGCUCCAUGCUGCACGCCUACCUCAAGGAGCGCGCCAUGCUGGACACAACCAUCAAGCGCCAGCAGUACAGCUCCUCCUCCGACGGCUCCCCCGACUCCCCUCACCUGCCCCCAGGGGAGGCCCAGGGGCAGCAGCAGCAACAGCAGGGGACCCCAGAGGUCAAGGAGGCCAAGGAGAGGGAGGGAGGCACUCCCCCAGCACCCCUCUCGACCAGCACCACCAGCACCACCACCUCCACUGUCACCUCCACCAUCACCUCCACCAUCACCUCCACCAUCACCUCCACCAUCACCUCCACAGGCACCACCAUCAUCACCACUGCUAGCCAGCCUCCCCCCUCCUCGUCCUCCUCCUCAUCCUCCACCAGCUGCUCCACCUCCAGGAUGCCAACACCGCCCGCCAACCUCACCGUCAUGAACAGCGGCGGCCUGGACACCAAGACGGCCUUCCUGGUGCCCAGCGGCGUGGUGCCCUCCUCCCUCAACAGACUCAGCAGUGAUGAUGGGAAGUGUAAGUGCACCUUCUGUCACAAGGAGUUCAACAAGCAGUCCCAGCUGAGCCUCCACAUGAACAUCCACUACAUGGAGCGCCCCUUCCGCUGCGAGUCCUGCGCUGUCUCCUUCAGGACCAACGGACACCUACAGAAGCACAAGCGGUCUGUCAGCCAUUUCAACAAGGUCAACAUGAACAACACCUUUGGCACGCCCAGCACAGACAACCCUCGGCCCUUCAAGUGCCACGACUGCAAGAUUGCCUUCCGCAUCCACGGCCACCUGGCCAAGCACCUGCGCUCCAAAAUGCACAUCAUGAAGCUGGAGUGCCUGGGCAAGCUUCCCUUCGGCACCUACGCUGAGAUUGAGCGCUCCGGUGCCAACCUCAACGAGAUAGACACCACAGACUGUGAUAACUCCCUGGAGAGUCUGCAGGCCAUGGCGUCGAGGCUGUACGAGAAGGAGCCCACCAAAUUAGCCGCCUGGAGGACUCAGCAGGGCCGGCAGCACCAACGCGUCCGCACCAUCAGCAACUCCUCCACCAACUCAGACGACUACCCUCUGCAGGAUGACCAGGACGACCCCGUGGCAAGCUGUGGCCACGACGAUGACACAGAGGGUGAUGAUGACGAGGAGGUGGCAAGCGGACAGAGGGACGGGACGGGCCGCAGCAGCCUCCCUGGGGUGGUGGGGGGGCCAGCGGAUGGCCACCCACAGCCCCUGCCCUCCAGUGAGAUGGGCGGACUGAGUACCACGCCUGGGCUGCUGGUGUGUCAUCUGUGCCAUGAGAAGUUUCUGGACCUGGAGCGCCUCAGCGGCCACCUCUAUGUUGUACACAAGGUCACAUACCGCAACAGCUAGCCCCAGUCACCCCUGUCAGCGGCCUGGGUCACCUCCACCCAGCGGCCAACACCCCCUGCCAGCCACCAGUCAACCGAGGGGCCUCUCUGUUCCCGACUGUCAUCCCUUCCUCCCGUGGCCCCCAGUGGUGUGCUGCGCUCUGUCCCUCAGUGCUGCAGGAAGCUGGUGCUGUGAGUGUGUGCGUCUGUGACUGUGUUCCCCAAGCUAUCAGUGUGGAGGGUGAUGAUGAUAAUGAAAAUAAUGAUAAUAAUAAUAAUAAUGAUGAUCCUUUGUGAAGGUUUCAUCAGACAGAAAUAUGGUAACGAGAACUGUUUUGAUGACAUAACAAAUAGAAAUCUAGAGGAAACGUCAAUUUACAUGAAACUAAUUUAAAUGGAUUCAGUAUUGAUCAUAGUGUGCUAUGAAAGUGUUGACAUGACAGUCAGACGUUCUGAAGUGAGUGACUUGUGCGUCUGAGGUGAACAGUGACGGCUCAAUACUACAAGUAUAAGUGAAUAUUUUAGGUACCAAAUGUGUGGAUUUUAUAAGUCUAUCAAGACACCUUAAAUUAUGCAUCAAAUGAAUCUUAGUUUCAUCAAAGCCUGGAACAGGUUUGAGGGUUUAGGAAAUCAUUGUGAUAUUUUUUCAUAUAGGCUUCUGAUAUUACCGAGGACUCUGAGGCUGUCCGGAGGACGAGACAGACUGAUAUUAGGGCCCCAGCGAGCGGGGCGUCGGGCGGUGCGUGUGACGUGAUGCUCAAGUGUGGUGUGUGUGUGGGUGCUGCCUGGACUGUCUUACUUCCAGUACACGGCUGAUGCAGCUAAUACUACUAAUCUACGUGUGAAGACAUCAUCGUCUGUGUAUUUUUAUUGUAAAUUGUUUGUACUGAACUACCUUGUAUAGACACUGUGCCAAUAUCAGCUCACCUUUUUUGAUUUCGUGGGAGACGGACAGACGGAUCAUCUUCAGUUGUGUAAUGUUAAGUGUAUCCUCUGCUGUGCUCAAGGGCAUGGGAGCUUGUUGACCCUCGCUAGACACACCGUGUACCGUCACCAUCACCGCCGUUCUUGUGUUGUGGGCUGUGUGCCGCCCGCCCUGUGCUCACGGUGCCGCCAAUUUUGUGACUGGCCAUAUUUUUACCUGGUGGACUCAAAAUGUCAUCAUCUUAUUUUUGCUGUACUAGUUGUAGAGUUUGUAUGAAUGUCAAAUGUUUUAACUUGCCAUAGGGAAAGAUAUUUUGGUGAAGAAUAUUAAUGUUUUUAUACGUAACGUAACUAAAGGAGGCAAGUCAUUUCUUGGUGGUGGUGCUGCCCGGGGGACCACUGGGGUGCCUGCUGCUGCCCAUCCAUCAAUUAAUAUUUGGCAUUCAUUUACAACUGAGGCUGAGAAAAAUACCAUCAAUUCAUAGGUAUUAAAAAUUAAUCAUCACUUUAAAAAAAAAUAUCAUUAACUGCUGAUGUUUACAGGAUUAAAACUAGACGUCAUCAGUAACGCUCAUUUAGGUGUUGACUCGUGAACAGACACUCAUCAUGCACAGUGCCCCAGUCAGCACCCAGAGCAGCACUGCCACAUCCUGCCUGCGUGUAAGGUGUCCUCGUUAACGUGGCAUACAGUGAUGACAAGGGGAGGGAGAGGGUCACCUGGGGCCGUUUUAUAAGUGACGGUGGCCUUCCUAGCUUAUAUCGAGCUUAAAACUGCAUUGCUGACUAAUUUUCCCGUGCAAGUCCGAGAUCCAGUAGUCCCUUUAAGUUGACCCCCCUCCCUCCUCAGUGGGCGAGGCUAACGCGCCACACUGUACGCACACUAAGGUGACUGCCCGAGCUGGUUGUAGGACCACCUCACGCCGGGGAGUGGCAACGCUGUGCCCGGACAGCUGCACAACUAUGAGGGAGCACAAACUAACCAACCAACCGACCGACAAUCCUUUUGUACUUGAGGCAAAUAAUGAGGUGUAGCACUGUGUGAGAGAGAGUGAGAAAGAGCUUGAGACAGAGCAAGAGUGAGAGACAAAGAGAGAGUGAGUGAGAGCAAGAGCAAGAGAAAAAGAGAGCAAGAGUGAGAGAAAUAGAGCAGGAGAAAAAGUGUGAGAGUGAAAGAGAGAGCGAGUGAGAAAGCAAGCAAAAAAGGGAGUGAGAGCAAGAGAGAGGGAGAGAGUGAGCAUGAGUGAGUGAGAGAGCAUCAGGGAAUAAAUUGGUACUUUUAAUGUUAACUGUCAGUCUCUGGGAGCAUACUUUUUUUUGUUGCUAUAAAGUUUAUUCAGUGGUUUUUAAAACUUGUAGAAACAUGUACAUCAAUCGUUGUUAUAUUUCGUAAAUGUAAGAAGAAAAACCCAUCAUCAUGUCCCUCAGCAUUUUUGACCCGUUUGUUGAUGAUGUCUGAGUCUUCAAGUGUGUUAUGUUGCUUUUCCCGGACCGCUGCUGGGCGACCAACGUUUGUAGCGAGGAGAGUGUUGAUGGCAAAUGACCAUUUCUCAGUGUGGUAAGAUAGAGCAUCUGGCUGGGUGAAUCUUUUUGUCAUGUUGGUAGAAGAAAAGUGACAGGACUAGCAUUUUUGUUGUGAGGAGAGUGCUGAUAGCAAAGGACCAUUUCUGUGUGGUAAGAUAAGAACGUUUAGCUGGGUGAUACUUUUGUCAUGCUGGUAAAGAAGGUGACGAGACAACCAUUUCUUAAGUGUAGGAAGGAAGAAUGGAAGGUGUUGAGAGCCAGGAGUUGACUGGAUGGAACGAUUUGUCAUGAGGUGUAAAAUAGAAUAGCUGACUUGUUGAGAGUUUUUGGGUGUUGGGAGAAGAGAAAUUAGCAAGUCAAAAGAGGUUUUCAAUGUAGGAAGAGAGAGCUGGCUGGCUGGGGUUGAGGUUGAGUAUUAACAGAUUUGAUAAGACAAUUUUGGCUGAUUGGCUGAGAGUCUUAGGGAUUGGGAAGGAGAAGAGCUGACAAGACAAAAACGUUUCUCAGUAUAGGAAGAGAGAAUAGCUGACAAUUGGGAGAAGAGUUGAGAAAAAAAAUGCAGUUUGGAUUGAGUGGUUGAGGAAGUGUGGGUAUUGAGAGGAGAAGAGUUGACACAACGAAAGUUUCUCGGUGUAGGAAGAGAGAACAGCCGGCUGGUUGUGUUUGUGUGUUAGCAGAGUUGAUAGGACAGAAGAUGAUAGGACAGAAGUCACAGAACCAUUACUUGGCUAACUAAGAUACAAUGACUGACUGGGUAAGAGAUACAGCUGGGCCAGAGAGACAGAACAACACCAGGAUUAUUUUUUCACCUAUUGCCAACUUUCAUAUAAUUUUUAAGUGUCACCUUAUCAGUCUGUGCUUUCGUGUCUGGGGCUAGCAAGUCACUAGGAAGAUGGCUGGGCUGCAAGUCCCUUCCUCUUCCCCCUUUCUCAGCUGGCCCCAUGCUCUCCAUUCCCUUCUCUAGUAUCCUGGGAGGGUGCAGAGGAGAGAAGGAAGGCUCACAGGAAGGCAACAGGUAGAGAUGGCUCAGAAUAUAAACCCUCAGAAAGCAAUCCAUCAUGUUUUUGUUGUUUGCUGUCAACAAUCUGAGGGUGCUCAUAGGAGAAAAAAAGACAUAGUAAAGGGAAGGGAGAGCAUUUUAUUCCCUGUUGUGAGUAUGUAUUGCAAUGGUGUGUGCAAAUUAGUACCUAAAGCCUGAUUGUUUUGGCCACCUCGAACGACCUUGUUUAUGUAUAGAAAUGGUAAGUGUUGAUAAAGGGGUCAUCUGAUAUGCCUUAUGUAGAGAUUGGAAGUACAUAUAUACCUUUUUUUAUGUAUUUAUUUAUUUAUUCAUUAUUAUUAUUAUCAUUAUUUGUGCUCUGUUAAACUGCAUCAUGUGAAAAAAAGGCAAAUCACCAGGAAGAGAAAGUAAUAUUGUACAGUUAGCAAAUGAGAUUUUUUUUUUUUUUUGAGAAGUUGUGUUUGAAGUAUUUAAAGUUUAUUACUUGAGUUUAAUGCAAUUGUUUCUGUCUUCUCCAACUAUUGAUUAAGCAGUGUUGAGGGGCCUGUGAGGUCUUGUGCUGUGUUGUGUUGCAUUGUGUUGCAGCUAAAAGUGUGUGUGUGUGUGUGUGUGUGUGUGUGAGAGAGAGAGAGAGAGAGAGGUAUAUUUGCUAUUCUGUCAGUGGCAUCAAGAGGCAAUAGUUCUUGUAUUAUUAUUAUUAUUAUUAUUAUUAUUAUUAUUAUUAUUAUUAUUAUUAUUAUUAUUAUACCCGUGACAUUUGAAAGAUAUGGACAGAAAUCAAAGAAUAUCAAAUAAAUGCCACCUACAGUGAAGUCCUCCCUGUAGUUUGCUUGCUGUAUCAACCAAAAAAGAAAAAAAAAGUAGAAAUAAUAAA
This is a messenger RNA of Eriocheir sinensis (Chinese mitten crab), 11113 nucleotides long. RefSeq names its product transcription factor HIVEP3-like (gene shn). Gene Ontology annotation, cellular component: nucleus. The coding region runs from base 346 to 6816 and encodes 2156 amino acids. Gene Ontology annotation, molecular function: RNA polymerase II cis-regulatory region sequence-specific DNA binding; DNA-binding transcription factor activity, RNA polymerase II-specific; zinc ion binding. The record is from RefSeq and is a predicted model, not a curated record. The transcript has 11 exons. NCBI's taxonomy places the organism in Eukaryota, Metazoa, Arthropoda, Malacostraca, Decapoda, Varunidae. Gene Ontology annotation, biological process: regulation of transcription by RNA polymerase II.